Didymodactylos carnosus is the source of this 1057-nucleotide messenger RNA. The record is from the annotation of a GenBank genome assembly. Lineage: Eukaryota; Metazoa; Rotifera; Eurotatoria; Philodinida; Philodinidae.
AUGUAUUGCGGUACCCCUCCCACACAAGCCAAACAAGUUUGCAGACCCAGUGACCGCAGGUCAACCCGGCCCAAGCCUGCCAGGGUCCCUCCUGAGCUGCUGGGAGGCUCUCCUCCAUGGAAGACUCUUGAUCACAGGCUGGGCCACUGCUCUUUGUCUGAGUCAGGUUGGGUCUCUGGUUCAUCCUCCUGUGGUGGGCCUGGGAACCAAAGAAAAAGUAUUCAUGUUGACUCACUUGAACCCCAGAGGGAUCUUGGCAGGGAGGCCUGGGAUAUAGAAAGCACACCAAUAAUGAUGAAGAAAAAGAAGAAGAAACCAAAGCAAAAGAGAUAUUCUCAACCACGGGCUGGAGGACCUUCGGAUGAUGACAAUGCAGAUAAGCCUAAAGGUCAUCCAUUUGCAGCUGACACACAAAAAUCAGGUGUUCUCCCCAGCCAGCCUACCACUAUGGGUACAGAAUAUGGACUUGUAUCUGGAGAAAACUUGAAAAGGGAAUGUUUAGUUAACUCCAGUGCAGCCAGACUGGUAGCUGAGAACUUUGUCUCAGAGAGUCUCAGAAUUCCUUUAUAUCCUUCUGAAGAAGCCCCCAAAACUGCAAUAAGUUCUCAGUCUAAGCUGAGAGUAGAGGAAGAGAGCAAAAGUAACAAGUCAGUACUACAAAACCAAGACAAGAAAUUGCUGAAGCAACAUGAAUACAAACCACAGCCUGCACCCAUAUCUUUGACUACAUCUCCUGUUUCUGUGCUAACACCAGAAGUCUGAGUCAUGCCUGAUCCACUUUCCAAAGGAAUCAAUGCCUGCAUGGUGCCUGCCACCUUAGGCUGAGUCAUCUCUUUAGGCUCCCCCAUCACCACUGCCUCCGUGAGAUCAGCCUUAGUGCCUGGUUGCUUUGAAGAAUUCAGCCCCAGCUCCUCACUCUUAUCCUGAGUAGUCAUUCCUUCAGUUUUAGAGACUGGCUCACUCGGUAUGAGAACAGCCCUUCCGUCCUUCUGGCUGUCCAGAAGAAAUGGCAGCUCAGAUUUUGCUUUUACCUUCCCAGAAUCUGUUCUCAUUUUCC